This is a messenger RNA of Mya arenaria, 12275 nucleotides long. RefSeq lists its product as uncharacterized. Gene Ontology annotation, molecular function: protein binding. The transcript has 17 exons. The record is from RefSeq and is a predicted model, not a curated record. Bases 742 to 11418 code for a protein of 3558 amino acids. NCBI's taxonomy places the organism in Eukaryota, Metazoa, Mollusca, Bivalvia, Myida, Myidae.
GGAAGUUGGUUUAGGUAAAUAUUGUUGAUCUGCCAGAGGCAAACUAGGUGUUAAUUUUGACAGCAGUGUGUAUCAUUACCACCAUAAUUAGUAAUUACGUGAUCUAAAUGUACAUUUGGAUUGUACAGUUGUCGCAGCAUCCUAAUUGAUUCAUUGUGGAUUGUUUCAUUUCAGUGUGCACGAAAAAAAAUGCGAGUAGGCCAACUUCGGAUAUAUUCGAGACGGUUGGACAUGAACCCAUUUACCUGCACUAGAUGUUAUGAAUGUGUUUAAGUAACUUGACAUUAUUAACAGGUUUCAGUAGAAUGCGCAAAAUGAUGAAAAUAAAGAAGCUUGAUAACGCUGUGAUAAUAUUGACAGCUGCAUAUUAACUUCUUCCUUUUGAAAGGCAGCAGAUGAACGAGGUUAUCUCCAGCUACAAUGAGCCAGAAUCAAGUAAUACGUCUUUCUAUAAUAUGUCUUUCUAGUUACACUUAUCAGAAGCAGAAAAUUUGCUCAUACAAAUCACGGGAUAAGUUGAUAGCUAAUGUGAGCUACUGUGAAAUACCAAAGUUUUAAAUAUUUUUAUAGACAAAAUGGAACCAAAUAAUUGCAUGUGCAAAGUGGCAGUCUUCUUAUCUGUACGUAGAUGGCAACAGCUUGGUGCUGCAUUUAUGAAGUGAUUUAUUUGUUUAGAAAAGAGUUUUCCAUGUGGGUGUGUACUGUUGUUUUUCUGAAAUCUAUAACUGUUGUGGCUCCAAAAUGGACACACUGAAGUCAUAUUUUAAUAAGAUGAAAAUAUUACCAAGCCAUGGGCACAAAACCUGGAUAUUUAGAAGAAAGGGUAGUUGUGGGAAAACCGGCAAGGGGAAGUAUGGAAGAAGUAAAUCUCAGAACGACGCUGCCUACGAGUCGCAAGAAUCAGCUCAUGCUCAUUUCUUGGAAGGAAAAGAAAACAUCCAUGUAUUCACAAAGUCUGGUACUCUUGUUCCAAGAAAAUCAAGAAUAGACUCUACAAGAUCAGCACCUAUAAAACCUCCUAGGAAAGACCAAAUAUUUACAGCUGAGUUUCAUGUUGAAAACAGGGACAGAUUUGGACUGGUCCUAGGCAAUGCUUCUAUGGACCCAGCUAGGUUUGAUAAUGAUGGUCUUGCAGGCUUGAGCCACAUUGACCUUAAUGAUUCAUAUGAUGAGUUAGCGUAUAGAACCAUCUCCCCUGUGAAGGUGUGCGAGGUGGCACUGGAUAGCCAGGUUCACGCAGACGGACAGGUGCACGCUGGCGACGAGGUCAUAGAGAUCAAUGGACACUCAGUCAAUGGGGAAACCAUGGCUGCCGUAAAAAGCAUGCUUGAGAAGGCUGUCCAAUCUGGCUGGGUGUGCCUCAAAUUAAGAAGGAAACGGAAGCGCAAUGCUCCCAACCCGUCUGACAUCAACGGGUUUCAGUGUGGGUAUGGGUCCUCAUCCAGUUCCAACCUCAUCAACCCGUCAACCAGCGAUCAACCCCCUCUCACCAGGCAGGCUCCAUUUGCCCAGUCAGCUUCAUGUCUGGACUCAAACUGCUUGUCUAGUUCAUUUACAUUUAACUCUGUGAACAAUUCAGAAAAUAGUUUAUCAUUGUCUAAUGAUGAUGUUUUCACAGAUUCUACCACAGACCAUGAUUUUUUGCCAAAAAAGUACUGCAAUGGAGGUAAUGUAAAUGACCAAAGAAAAAUAGGGCAAAGUGAAAAAAGACUUGGUGUCUGUGGAAUGGAAAAGUUUCGGACACAUAGUGCUUCAGCUGUGGAGGAUAUACAAAGGACUAGCACCAACAAACACAGUAUGGACUAUGCAAAUACUGCCUAUCUAGCCAAGCAGGGUAGAUAUGGAAUGGGUGUGUAUGAUUCAGUGGGUGAUGGUUCUGAAUCUGAGCUCAGCCAAUACCAGUCAGACUCGGAGGUGAUGAUGUGUGAGCAACUCUAUAGGCAGAGGAAGUCUUCCAAGACAUCCGAGGCCUUCCGACAGUUACACAAUGCAACCCCGACCAGUCUUUGUAGCUUUGACUCGGACUUUGAGUUUGCUAGUUGUCAGUCCACACCAACUUUUGGAAAGAAGCGUAUGAUCACCAAGUUGCACUUGUUGAAAGAGAACAACAGUAUCGGCAUCCAUGUGGCAGGUGGUCGCGGGUCCAAGAGGGGUGAUAUCGGCAUCUUUGUGGCAGGCAUCUUGGAAUCUGGGCCAGCAUACAGGGAUGGGCGUUUGCAGCGUGGGGACGAGUUGCUCAUGAUCAAUGGGCGGAGUCUGAUUGGGGCCAAUCACCAAGAGGCGGUUGAGAUGCUGCGAAGUGCACCAAAACUUGUCCAGCUUGUCAUUGCUGCUAAGGUUCGUAAAUCAUCCAGUCUUGCCUCUGCGGCAUCUGCAUGCCCGAUGUCUCCCGGGCCUGGGGAGUUUAGUUCUCAGUCCAUACCAGAGGUCCUGGCACAGACGCCCCAGGGAACUGUUGUCAACUGGGAACAACUCUUUGAUAAGUUCAGCCAGAAUAAUGUAGCAGACAAGCCACCAAGUGGGGCCUCCGCUGGGAAUGGCAAAUAUCGAAAACGUUACAACCGGAGCCCAUCUCCAGGACAGGGGCCACCAAUGACCGUGUGUGUAAAAAAGGGGGAUAGAGGCCGGGGGCUGGGGUUCACCAUUGUAGGUGGUCAGGACACCGCCAUCGGCCACCUCGGCAUUCUUGUGCGCAGAAUCUUUCCAAAUGGUCUCAUUGCUCUCGAUGGCAAGAUGAAGGAAGGAGAUGAAAUUCUGGAGCUGAAUGAUGAGCCCCUGUUUGGCCUUGCUCAUCGCGAGGUGCUGCAGAGGUUCAGACACCUCAAGAAAGGACCUGUGAAAAUCACAUUCCGCAAGAGAUUGAGAUCACCUCAUUGCAGCCUGGGACGCACCCCCUACCUCACCCUGUCUGCUUCCUGUGAUGGCAGUCCGGUCUCUACCCCUGGACACUCACCACAUGGAAGCCUGAGCAACCUCUGUGACCUUGACCUUGAAUCAUACAACUCUGGCAGAGGUCAUAACCUCUUCAUGGAGACUCGGACCACCCUUGACCCUGGUGUAACUCUGCAAGGUCAGGAACACCGGCCAACCUUCUCAGUCCCAGUCAACAUCCCGAAGUCACCGUCUAUUGGAACCUCCAUUGGGGAACGUCUUAGCCCAGACAACAAACCAAAACUCCAACAAGAAGUACAGCUCCAAAAAGACAGCGGAGAGAGCUUAGGUAUCUCAGUGAUCCGGAAGACGUAUGAUGGGGAGAGUGAGAUUCUCGUGCAGGACCUAUCCCCGGGUUCACCCGCACACAGGGAUGGCAGGCUCAGGAAGGGGGACAUGAUAGUGUCAGUAAAUGGGCGGUCAAUGACUAACAUGACAUUGCUGGACGCUUACCAAUUGUUCCGGAACCUUCCAUCUGGCCCGGUUCACAUCACACUGCGACGGAACCACCAAAUACAGGUUUUGCCAUGCGUGAUACAGCAGGCAGCAAACGAUCCGUCCCCUGCCUGUCAAGACUGUGAGGGUGAUCCCUCCUGUCCUCUCUCUCCACUAGCACACCCGGAAGGCACCGAUCAUGUGACCUGCUUGAGUGAUCAUGUGACCUGCCUUAGUGAUCAUGUGACCUGCCUGAGUGAGCAUGUGUCCUGUGUGGGCACCUGCACCAACCCUGUCAUGUGCCAAAAGGAAUUCCUGAGGAAGAGACUAUCCACAGUGUCGGAGGAGUCAAGCUUUCACAAUCAACUAGAGAGCAGACACAGCAGUUUCAGCAAGGCUUUAAAAGAUAAUUCUCAGGUUGAAACAAAUGAUGCAUGUGAUAAUGGCACAGAAACUAACGAAGAAAAUCCUUUUAUAGAAAUUGCAGAUGAUAUAGAAGUUCUUGAUACAAGACUUUCUAACCAGGGGAAGGCAAGGCCUGUCCAACUGGACCUUGAUUUUGGCAAAUACCUGAUCAGUGCAAACAGGCGACGUGAGUCUACAAUGGAAAGUGAUGCAACCACAGGAACCGAGUCUGACUUCUCCGACUGGGACCCCGCUGUUGCAGCCCUCACCACGGAAAACAGUGAGGACUCGGAUGAAUAUGGCAUCUACUAUGGAGACAUGUAUGACACCCCUAUUGGGGGUCAAGGAGGCUAUGGUGGGGGUCGACAUUACAUCUCCCCAGGGGACAGUGCCUACAGUGGGUCUGGGCCCCUUUACCCCAUACAUGAGCUGGGAUCCGGCACAAAUGACAGUUCAGAUGAUGAGCAAGAAAACUCAGAGAGAACCAUACAAAACUCUGUUUCUCUGCCUCACUCAGACAUCCCUGUGUAUGGGCGUUAUCAGAAACUGAAAAGCCAGGAGGACAAUGACACAAGUGUUGCUCUCUCAGAGGACUCCAUGGAAAACCUGAUGUUACACAGACUUCCUGGGGAAAACCUGGGCAUGAUAUUGGGCAUAGAGGACAACAAGGAUGGUUCAGGUAGAGUGGCAUGUGCUGCUGUGAAGAGUGUGACACUUGGCGGGGCUGCCUACAGGGCCUCUGGGGGCUCCAAGGGUCUCUGUGUGGGGGAUGAGAUUUUGUUUGUGAAUGGGCUUGACUUGCGGACAUUUACUCAUGAUGAGUGUGUCCAGGUGUUCAAAGACAUGCCUUUGCGGGUUAUGUUGGGCGUGCAGAGGGGGCAGAAGGACCUCCCACCUGUGUCAAUAUCACCAGCACCAUGCAUGAAAACAAAAUCCCCAUCAAGAAAGCUGCCCAAAGUCCCUGUAUCAGUGUCAGAUGAAAACAAGCCAGUACAGAUAACUCGUAGGCAUGACGCCUCUGACAGCGAGGACGAUGGGUUUGCUGGGUUCGCUGUGUACCAGGUGUUGCUGGAGAAAGAACCAGAGGAGAACCUUGGCAUCAGCAUUGUACCCAGCUAUGGCUCCACCUGUGAAUACUACCAGGUGAAGCGUAUUCUGCCGAGCGGAGCAGCAGCACACAGUGGCCAACUGGAGGUUGGGGACCGUCUAAUCACCUGUAACAGCACGAGUCUUCGUGCACUCACGCAGAACCACUGUCUUGAUAUAAUAAAAUCCGCUAGUGCUUGUGGGGAUAUUAGAUUUGAAGUGAUCAGACCUGUGUACAAUGGAAAUUCUAUGGAAAUAUCUGUUACUUUGAACAAUGGAGUAAACAAUUCAAAACUAAGGAAUUAUCCCUCCAACUUUGAUCCUUCCCAGUACAGUCUUAAGUCCCAGAGCUACGACAGACAGGCAAUAGAUGUAGUUGUGACCAGUGAAAGUGACGAUUAUCUCACAGUUAGUGAGGAUGAAUACUCACGCAUUGGACGCUUAGCUAAUAUACCUGAAAGUGAAGCUAAUGAAGUGUUUGUGUCAAACAGUGUCAGACUAGCAUUUCAGAAAGACAUUAAUACGAUAGAGGAGGAAUCUUCAGAGACAAAGCCUGAACUUUUACAGCAAGAUUUGGUGUUAGAAAACUCAGAAAGAGUUGAAAUUGUAGAUCUCAACUCAUUUCACACAUCUCCCUAUCAUAUUCCCCACAAGUCAAAUCAUCAGUCAUUUGGAAUUGACCAAGUUGUUCCCGAUAUUGUUCAGAAUUUAAAUUCAUCAAUACCUAAAACUGAUAUUGAUGAAGUCAGCCCUAGGUCAUCUAUUCCAAGAUCUGACCUUGAUCAAUUAAGUCCAAGGUCACCUAUUCCAAGAUCUAACCUUGAUCAAUUAAGUCCAAGGUCACCUGUUCCAAAAUCUAACCUAGAUCAAGUAAGUCCAAGGUCACCUGUUCCAAGAUCUAACCUAGAUCAAGUUAGUCCAAGGUCACCUAUUCCAAGAUCUAACGUCGAUCAAAUUAGCCCAACAUCUUCAUUACCUAGAUCAGGGCUUGAUUCAGGGGAAUAUCAGUUCAGUCCACAAUCACAUUCUAAUACUGAUUACGAUAGUUCAUUUUCACAAAGGCCCAAUCAAAAGUCUUUCAUAGAUCAUCACAGUUUACAAGAAGAACCAAGUGAUAUUGAAAAUUUAGGCAUAACUGACUCUUACACAAAACGACAGCAAAUUCCUAGUAGCAGUGAGCUCGAUAUACCUUACAACUAUCCUCCAAACUUCAUCAGUCAAGAAAUUCCUGUCAGUGAUACAGAAGCAACAAGAUAUAACCCAUUGUAUGAAGAUAGUAAUGCGAGUGAGUUUACAGACUCAGAACCUCAAGAUAUUUAUAUUCACUCACCUGUACUGAGUCACAGAGAAGAUAUUAUUCAAUUUGAUCCAGAUAGAAUCAGUUUAAGUUCAAACAGGACAUUGACCAAAACUGAUCUUGACUCUGUCAUUACUGGUUUAGACCAAGGGGCUGAAGUUGAUGAGAACAUUUCAAGCAGUGAAGAAAUCUCUGUCCCCCCACCUGUGGAGUUUUCAGAUAAUAAUACAGACAAUACAGGUGAAUGGCAAAUAAAAUAUCAUCAAAACAAAUUUGAGCAAGAAGAUGAUGAUAUUGAAGAUAUCCAAAACUAUGAUGAGGAAUUAGACAGUGCCAAAUUGGCCUUUAAUUCAGAACUGACUGCACCCUUUGAUAUAGUAUUGCAAGAACAAGGUAUCUCUUUACAUUCAGAACCUCCAUAUAAUGAUUGUUUAAACAAUUCAGAUGAGGAAUUAGUGAAUGAAGUCUCUAAGCAGUUUGAAAACUCAGAGUCACUGAAAGUAAAAAACAAAAGUAAAAUAGAUAGAGAUUUAGUUGACAGAUCUGGUUAUAUUGUUAAAAGAUUUGCUCCCUCAACAGACAUGGAUCAAAACAGUCAAUAUAUGGUUCAAAAUGCCCUUGACAUGGAAAAUGAGACCAUUUCAGCUACUCAAGGACAUGAUUCAAAAAUCAAACUUGGCGGGAACGAAAUUAUUGACUUUGAUGAUCCAACUUAUACAAACAAUAAUAUAGUAGCAGAACACAUUGCAAAGGAUAUUAUUGCACAAGAGAAUGGGGGAGUAGGUUACUUUGUAGAGUCUGAUGAUGAACCAGAUAAGUUUCCAGCAGCUGAUAUGCCAGAGGAUGCCCCCGAAUUACCAGAUGCCCCCCCUCCAGAUUUGUUUGGUGACAUAAUGGAUAAAAAUGGAUUCAGCGUUACUAUAAGUGUUAAUGGUGACAUACAACGGGAAAGUCCAGUUCUGGAAGAUGUGGUUGAAGAAGGUAAAUCAGGUUUUAAGUCACAAAAACAUGGUUUAGCAGAAACCACAGAAGAUCCUGUUGUGCCCUUGAAAGUGCCAAGAAAGGUUAAUAUCCCUGUUGAGUUUGUAAGCGAAGAGCAAACACUUAUUGAAGAUGAGGGAAUAGUGGUAGAAAGUGUGACAAGGAACUUUCAACUUCCAGAACAUUUUCAGGAAGUAGUGUCAUCACCAGACAAGUCUGAACGUGAUAAUUUGGAAGAACUUGUUACAGUUACCUCAAAGAUGUCUCCAAACACAUCGCCAAGGAGUUUAAUUAAAAACCUAAAUGUGGAAAAUAGUGGUGCCAUUGAAUCAGAUUUGGAAGAAGUUGCUGAAGAAAAAAUUAAUCCUGUUGAGAUUAAAAAAGAUCAUGCAAGGAAUCUGGUUAAUGUGAUCAGUGUUGUAAAUGCCCUUAAAUCAAAACACAAGGACAAAGAUCCUGAUAACGUUGACAUGAUUGCGAAAGAAGAUGCUAAAGAAAAACCAAAAUCAUUUUUGAAUACAGUUAUUAGAGUGAAAGGUAACUCACCUAGUAAUCAUAAUGACAAUGUUGAAAGUUCCCCUCCAAGAAAAGAUGAGAUCAUUACCAGCAAAGAUCAGAUUAAUGUCAAAACUACAUUAAAAGUUGAAUCAGAACCUCCAAAGGAAGAAACCAUUGAAACGAACAGAGAAGUUAUAAAAAGACCAGAUAUUCCUUAUACCCCUACAAAAGAAAAAUCACCUAUCACAACAAAAACUGUUCCGAUAAUGAAAACAAGCAUUACUGUUGAAAAAACAAAUACUGAUAAUAAAAGUUCAGAAACUAAGGAAAACUUAAUGAUACCACCACUCAAUCUUGAGUCUUUAAAUGCUUCAAAUAAUGAUGCUGGAUCACCAACAAGCGACAGGUCUGGGGAUCAGAGCCCAACAUCUGUGUACAAGACUACUAUUGGCGUGCCAAAACCUUUGUCUCCAAAAAUAAAUUCUGUAACUGCACCUUUAACUCAUAACAAACCUGUCGUAGGAAGUGCAGAAAAACAUGUGGAUUCAAAGGUACCUGAAACAGUGCAAAAAGAAAGGGCUAGUCUUGCACCAACCCCACAGAUCAGACCUCUGUCUCAAAUAAAGCCAUUGAGCUUCAAUCCAAAGUCAUUGUCUCAGACGGGAAGCCGGCCAUUGCAAUAUAAGACAACGAUCAGCACCCUUGGCAUGAAGCCAGCCUCCCUUUCCCGCCCCCUGGCAGGCUCACAAAAACCAGACCACCCCAUCAAACGCAUGGAAACCCUUCCCUUCGAGGUCUCAAUCCUCAAAGGGAUUCUGGGUAUCGGGAUUAAAACGACCAUGACCCCUGAAGGUCAUGUGCAAAUCACAGAGAUCCUGCCAAAUGGACCUGUGGGUCGAGAAGGAAAUAUUAAAGUUGGCGACUACAUCAUAUCCAUUAACAACACACCAAUGUUGGGGUUGACCGAUGCAAAGGUCCAGCAGAUUAUGCGUCUGUUGCCACGGGGAUUGUCCAAGAUCGUUGCUUGUGCUGUCAAGCCUUCUGAACUACCACAAGGCAAUGGUGAGACUGUAGAGAAACCAGCCCUUGCAGCCAGACAGUCUUUACCUCACUCCAGCACCGCCAGACCAAAACUGUCUCCCCGUCAGUCUUCGCCUCUCUCAUCACCACGGGAACAGGCGCCUGGUACACAAGACAAGCCACAGGCACCUAUCCCAAUCCCUAGAGUACAAUCAUCCACCGGUGUGUCCAAUUCUCAGCCUCCAGUCCCAGUUCCCAGAACAUUGAACAUAUCAACAUCACCAAGGUCACCUAAUCUGUCUCCAAGGCCACACAAACUUUCACCAAGAUCCCCAAUCUCUCCAAGUUCAACUCUCAAUCCUGAAAGAAAAACAGAGACUCCAAGUAUGGUAGCUUCAAGCAAUUCACCUGUGGUUCAAACCAAGCCAGUUGUGGCACCAAAGCCGAAUCGACCUUCACCUAAAACGCCAGAAUCCUCACCAGUGGUGUCACCAAGGCAACAAGAAAAAUUAACUAAAACACCACCACAGGUGGCUCCAAAACCAAAACGAAACACAACAGUCAUCCAAAAUGCACCAAUUGAGACUGAAAUAUUUGCAUCAAUAACUUCAUCAAACAGGAAAUCUCCCACAAGUAAGAACAUCUUACCAGGUUCUGUUCACUAUGACUCUGUGCAAACUGUUGACAAAAGUGGAUGGAUCCCUGGGAUAGUGUCAUCAGCUGAUAUUCAGAAAGGUAAGAAUGAUGUUGUGCCUAACACUGACUCACAAACUGAGCGCACUGAAAGCACUGACACUGUAAGUGUUGUAGACACGAUUAGUGAUAUUAAGGACACUGUUAAUGACACUUUCAAUAAAGAUGUAAACAUUUCUGAAACAGAUAAUGAUAAACUUGUGAAUGAAUCUGAACAAAUUGGAAACAAUGAACAAGACAUUGAAAAUGUAAAGGAGGAAGAAGCUGCUGGGACAAAACAGUUGGACAAAAUAGAAAAAGACCUGUAUAGUAAGCCCAUUGAUAUGUCAUUGUACGCAAACCAUUCACGCAAAUUUAGCACUAGUAGCGCUGGAUCAUCUUACAAUGAAUUUAAAGAAUGUGAUGUGGAAGAUGAUUUAAUUCAAGAACAUAUUGAAGAAGAACAACAAUCUGCCAAGGAGACUGCAGAUGAUAACUAUGAACCAGAUUUUGAAGAAGAUGAAAGCAAAGUAACCUCUGGCGAUGAAGUAAAAACUCAGGAGCCUGAAGGCUUGAGAUUAUUAGCAGAGAGUAUUGUCUCACAAGUCAUAUCCUCAGUAAAAGAGUCGGGAAUUCUCACACAGCCUGCUGGUGAAAAGUUGAACACAGAAGAUGAGGCUCCCCCUGUUCCAUUGGAGGCACCUCCAAUUCUUGGUCCUUUAUCUCCUUGCAGUGACAAACCAGAGACUUCAGCUGAAGCAGUUACACUGGAAGAGAUUACUGAUACACCUGAGGUUACUGACUUGAUGAUGUCUGUAAGUACAGAAGAUACUCCUGAAAAAGAAAUACAUACAAUUUCAGCUCAUGAGAAUGAUGUUGAAGAAGACUUUGCAGAUCAUUUAGAUGCUCCACCGCUGCCCCAGAGUCCACCUCCAGUUCCACAGACAGAAGUGCCGGUGUUCAAAACCAGCCUGCCUGCUGAGGUUGUAGACCUUGCCCUCUAUCCUGACUCGGACAAUGAAGUUGCUGAAAAGGCUGGGAUGGCUGUGGUAGUAGAUGUUGUUAAUGCAUCAGUCACAAGUGAUUUGCAUGUUUCUGCACAGACUGUUGAUGUUGUAGUUGACAAACCUAAUAAUGUUGUUAAUGAUCUUGCUACAAAUGAUAUAUCUGAUUCCUUUGUGCCUCAGGACAAAGACACAGUAGAAUUAAGAGAAGCAGAUGAAGAUGAAAAGGUGGAAGACAGUGGUGAUCAGACUAUUAAUGAUGUCAUUUCCAUGUACUCGAAUCUUGAUAAGGCUGUUAAUAAAUCAGACAAGGUGGAAAAUAAUAAUAACAAAGAACUUAAAUUAGAGGUUGAUGAGGUAGCUGCGGUUUGUGGUAGAAAUGAGUUUGUAAAUACUGAUGAAAAUAAAAAUUGUGCUACAGAAUUAUUGACUAAUGCAGAUGAUGUGAUAAAUUCCGACACAUUAGAAGUAAGUGAACAAGAUUACCCUACAUCUGACAAUUUGCUCAGCGAUGAAAUGAUAAAUCUUAAUGAGUCAGAGCCAGUCAAAUUGAAUGGUCAUUUAGAAUCCAGAAUAACUCCAGGAGCCUGCGAUAUACCUAUGGUUGAUCAAGAAACAAGAGAGCCAGAAGGGAACACCAGUCCUACCAUUGAAGAUAAAAGUGUCCCCACCAGGUCUACAUCGAGAGUGGAUGAAAUCCUCCGCCAGCAUUCAGAGACUGAGCAGCGAAAAUACAGUCCAGAACUGAACAACAUGAUCAGAAUGAUGUCGACUAGUGAUGAUGAGGUGCCAGAGGGGGAGGGCCUGGUUAUGCAGGUGACCUUGAACAAGGGGGUCACAGGUUUGGGAUUCCUCAUUCAGGGCGGCAAGUCCACACCAAAAGGGGACAUGCCCAUCACUAUCAAACGCAUCUUCAAAGGUGGACCAGCGGAUGGGACGCUCAAACCUGGUGAUGAACUGCUGGCGGUGGAUGGGCAAGACAUGAUUGACAUGCGGCACACUGAAGCCUGGACUCAUCUCAAGUUCCUUCCUAGCGGAGAUUUCCACCUCACCAUACGGCGAUAUGGAAAUGACUCUUCCGACGUGUAAAAGAUAUAGAGCACUUUAAUUGCCUGGGACACUUAAUGAAUACUACAUUGAGUAAUAAUUAAUUGAUUUAAUACAAUAUUAUAACUUUGUGUUUAAAACUAUAUACAGACCUAUAUAAACAUAUAGUAAGAUUGUUUCUUGUUCACUUUCUUUCGAGAACAAGGCAGCAAGGGAUAUUUGUCAGUAAUGCAGUCGUUUAUGCAGCAUAAUGGACUUGAUAAGUUAGCUGUUUAAUUUUUAUAAGUACGUGUUUUGAUUGACAAUGUAUGAUGAAAGAUUAAAAUUUAAUUUGAUAAUUGUUCACUCGCUUGUGUUCAUUAAUUUACAAUUAAAUUCAGUAAUCUAGUUAGGUUACUGGUAAUAUCAUACAUUAGCUUCUGUUUAAUUUUUAGCUUAACUGUUUCUUAGCUUGGUUAAGAUGUUUCUUUUUGUUGAGUGUUGUUGGUUUGUGAUGCAAUGUUUCUUUGUCAGAAUAUGAAUGUAAUUAUUUUCUACUAUGCAAUAUUUCAUUGGUAAAUUUUCUAAUAGACAAUUUGUAUUUCUUUUACAAGGCUUAAAUUUGCCCACAGAUGCAGACAAAAACAUGACAUUUUUUCAGGAAAAUCAUGUCAUUAGUUCAAUAGUUAAAAAAAAACUAGUGUUCGUGUACAGACAUACAUUUGUAAUUGUGUAAUUUCUAACAUAUUGUUUCCUGCUUUGAGCUUUAUGUGUUGCAUGCAGAUAGUUGUAAAUAAGCCUAUGCAUAGUGAAUGUUAAUACAACGUUUAUGUAUUCAGAUUUGUACUUGUUAUUUAAAUGUUGAGACUGUUUAUAAUAUACCAAUAAUCAAAGAAUAAAAUAAACUUAUAAUGAAACCA